UUCUAUGUAGUGGUGUUGUGGGUAGGGAUGUUGCUUCGCACCGUUCGUUUCGAGCUCAGAGGCCGUUUCUUCGCUGGGCAUCGAUUCAGUUGUAGCCUCAUUCGUCGAUCCAGUCGGUUGUGUUUUGAAAGUUGCUCCUGCAAUUGUUGGUGUGAAUUCCAAAAAGAUCUCCGUUUCUUUGUUAACUGUAACAACACAAACCAAAUUUCAAAAUGGCCGAGAAACCAAAGCGUCCUCUAUCCGCCUACAUGCUGUGGCUCAACUCUGCCCGCGAACAGAUCAAGAAGGAGAACCCCGGAAUUAAGGUGACGGAGAUCGCCAAGCGAGGUGGUGAGCUAUGGAGAGCCAUGAAGGACAAGAGCGAAUGGGAGAACAAGGCCGCCAAGAUGAAGGACGAGUACAACAAAGCCGUCCAGGAAUUCGAGCGAAAUGGCGGUGGCAAGGACGCCGGCAAGGGCAAGAAGAGCAAGGGUGCCAAGAAGGUCGUGAAGAAGAGCAAAAAGAAGGACUCCGAAGAUGACGAUGAUGAGUCCGGAGAGGAAAGCGACUGAACUACUAAUUAGAGCAAACACCCCCACAACACAGUAAACAAAAAUACAAAAAAAAUAUUAUUUUUAAUUUAUUGUAUAAAUGUUCGGGGCCUUACUUCUCAUGAGCAGUAUAAAAAACACAAAAAAAACCGGUCAGUGACAGGAUUUUAGAUCAGAACGAAAUUCAAAACUUGUAAACCUAGAGAGGCACGCGGAAACGACGAAAAAACAUUUGGACCUGAGCUCGCGGAAUCAGCUAAAUUCAAAACCCAAGUAGGCGAAUGAAUGGCGGGACGCGCUGUGUGAAGUGACAGUUUGAUAUCUUUUUUCGUCUGACUACACUCUGUAAUGUAAAACUGACAAACCACACAUGCAAAAUUACAAACCUGACGUAUUUUCUCUUACCACACACCGGAACAAUUUCAUUUUACCUAUUUCACACACAUACAUAUGUGCAUCCAACUUAUUUUUUUUUAAGGAAGGCCAUGUAAUACUAAAUGCAACAGUAACGUAAAAAUAUAAAACAAAAAAAAAAAACCCGAAAAAAAUCUACAAAAGAGCAUACCUAAUUUUAAGUUAAUUAAAAUAUGUAUGGAGAAAACGACAAAAAAAACUGUAUUCUUAGGUCAAGAAAAACAAAAACAAGAAAAAGUAAGACAUUGUAGUAGGUGUACUCUCUCAGUUCAAAAAAGAAGCGUAAAUAUUAUUACUUAGACAAACUUAAACCCGAGUGUGUGAGGGGCGCGCCCGGAGGAAAGUGUGUGUUAUCCCUAUUAGAGAGAGAGAGAGUAGCAAAAGUACCCCCAGUAAUAAGUGUUUAUUUUUGUUCACCUCCUCCGGGGUCCGUCCGCACUCGAUCUCUGCUGUGUAAUAGGAUUUUUUUCUUUCUCCUGUGUAAUUUGCGUACCUACCGUGUAAGAACAACAGCAAACAAACAAAACAAUGGAAACCGUUUUCUCAUUUUUGUUUUCUCUCUCAAUCGUGUCGAUUGAUUGGAAUGUGGAAAGAUCGUAUCUUGAAUUUGAAUAAAAUACAAAAAAAAAA
Messenger RNA from Aedes aegypti (yellow fever mosquito), 1574 nucleotides. It is a transcript of the gene HmgD, whose product is annotated as high mobility group protein D. Bases 213 to 551 code for a protein of 112 amino acids. The transcript has 3 exons. Gene Ontology annotation, molecular function: transcription cis-regulatory region binding. Lineage: Eukaryota; Metazoa; Arthropoda; Insecta; Diptera; Culicidae. The record is from RefSeq and is a predicted model, not a curated record.